CAAUGGAGGACGAGAAGUAGUUGUAGCGGUAGAAUUUAGAUACUUUUCUUUCCAUUGCGAUUGACGAUCACACACUUUGUCGUUAGGUUGUGAAACUGUCGAUGCAAUAAGAAAUAGUCGCCGUGUUUCCCGGCUCGGGAUUUUGGGGCGCAAUUGGCCGCAUAGCUAGUAAACACAUUAAAGUAGUAACGGGGACUCGCUCGUCGAAAAGUCGUCCCAAGAUUUCAAACUGCAAAGUGGAAGAAGAAAGAAUGAAAGCGACGGAAAAUGAAAGUGAUCAGGAGGAAAUGGAUACAAAAGAAGGUAUUUCUUCUAUAAAGGCAAUUUAAGACCGCUCUUAGAAUUGCUUCUCGUUUAAAUUUUGCACAUCACGGAAGCUACAUUGUAGCUAGUUUAAGGUUAGCUUGUGAUGAAUUCAAAUGUUUUGCUCGCGCGUUUUCCGUUAGAUGCUGGUGGAGAUUCUACAGUGCCAAAUGGGCUUUCUUCUCCGAGUGAACCGCAAGAUGUUGUGAUGGAAGAGGACACGGCGAGACCUGAAGGAAUAAUUCGUUUCACUGUGCUCAAUUUUAGCAAACUAGACAAGACAACUCUUAGUGACCCCAUAUACGUGAGGAAUUUACCAUGGUAAGGCAUCAAAAUUUGUUAGCGUGUGACGAAAAUUUAUAGAUAUGGCUCAAUAAAUAAUCGGUUGAUCGUUGAGGAAUUAUAGUUCUCAAAUUUCUUGAGAUACCAUGUCUCAGAGCUCUAAAGUUUUUCCCCGCAAUCGAUUAAGUUUUAUGAAUUAUUCAUUUAACCCUUGUAUUUUGUUGUUUUAUGGUUUUUAUCAAUCUGGUUGUUACAUUGCUAAUGAUUUUUCAUCCGCGAGAAUUUUUUUCAUUUAUCUUUUCUAAGUACAUUGAACACCUGUGAGAGAGUGGAGAGUGUGCUUCUAUUUACAAUUGUAAUGUUUUAUGUUUACGUUCUUUCCUUACUGCUACUUGGAUGUCUUCUGGAUCUCAUUCUAUAUCUAUACCCCUAGUGUUCGUUGAAGUGAGGUGAUGAAAAUGACAUUGCUUUAGGCAUUCGAUAAACUUCUUAAUUUUUGGGAGUCAGGAUUGCAUAAAGCAUUUUUGUAAAGAAUAAUGCUUGGAUGGUGACUAUGCAAAUAUAAUAUUGGUUGUCAUUUUGCUUAAAAAUACACGUCUAAAGUAGUAUUAUGUACAUCUAUUAUUUGGAGUUGUUAAUUUGAUUUUUUCACCCAAUUACCUACGUUAUUUUUCCAUAUUGUCACUUUGUACUCUAUAUUCCACAGUAGAUUUGGAGGAAUAUGUUUUUUUGUGCCUUUUUUUUUUUUAAUUGUCUGUUGCAUCUUAAACAAGCUAAUUCCUGUAACUGAUAACUAGGAAAGUAAGAGGAAUGAGGGAAGGAUUUGAGUCAUGGCUGUGGGGUGAAAGUGAAAGUUUAUAACCUCAAUAUUGUUUUUCAUGUACUAGUAUUUCUCAGUCAGUUUUGUUUUUAAGUUAGGUAUUCUAUCACAGUAAAAAAGUGAUAUUCAUGUGCAUGUUUUUGUUUGUUUUAUUUCAUCUUAGUAUAUUUAUCUCUCUCAACUGUUAGUAUUGCAGGUUAUACUAGAGAUUUACAGUGGAAAUUUAAAAACAAAAUUUCCAUGACUUUUUCUUCAAUCAACAAGACUUUUCUUUCUAGGCGCAUCAUGUGUAUGCCAAGGUAUUCCAGUAAUGACAAAGUCAAAAGUGUGGGAUUCUUUCUGCAGUGUAACCCAGAGACAGAGUCACUGUAAGUGUGUCACAGCUUUUUUGUCAAAAUGUACACUAUCAUUAGAUGUUUCCAGCCAACUAGCAUUCCCUCUGUCACAAAACAUUAUUCAACUUCAAGUUUUUGUUGGCAGGCAGCGAAGCACUCAAAACAUUGCAAUAUUCAAUUGUGGGUGACUCUAUAUAGUUAGACAAGGAUGUCAUUUGUGUAUUUCUUAUUCACCACAAUGCACAAUAAGCAGAUAUACUUUGAACAGUGCAUACAUCCUUUUCCUCAGGUUGUUUGAAACAACAGCUGCAGUUAUUUUCAUGCCACAUUGUGUGUUAUUCUAACAGGAAAUUUUAAAAGCAAUGUUACGACAAUUUACCCCUUGUAUUUAUUGUCUGAGACAAAGGAUAUUAAACUACUUAUGCAAGUAUUACUGGUAGUUAAGUUGCAACAAUGAUUGUGUUGUUCUAGUCCUAUAGUAUUGAAAAAAGUACAGCUUUUUUUCAUAUUUGAACCAUAUAUGCAGGGACUAUUUAAAUUUUGACAUCUGUAGGUGGUGUUCAUUUAUUACAAAUGCAUAUACAUUUGCCCAAGGAUAUUGGUUAUGUCAUUAAUGAAAUGAAUUCUAUUCACUUAGUAAGUACACAAUUUAUAUUUAGUUGAAGUAGUUUGGCCACACACGUAUGCUAAGUUAGAAAAUUAAUGUUAUUGAUAUGUGUAAAAGUUUGUUUGCUGAAAGAGCAUAUUGGUAUUUUAUCUUUAUUAUAUUACACUCAGGGCUUAAAUUAAUACCUGAAGCAGUCUUUUAUGUUGUCUUCUGAAACGCUUGCCUUUUAUUCUUCAGAUCAUGGUCUUGCCAGGCUUCAGCAAGACUGACUCUUGUCACUCAACAAGAAGGUGGUGAAGACUUUUCAAGAAGUGAGUUGUUAGAUUGUAAAAUUUUAAAAGGAAAUCUUGAAACUAUCUGGUUUGUAUUCUUGGGGAAAAAAGGAUAGAGCUAGAUGAGUAGAAAGUGAGAGUGUGAUUUCAAAAACAAGGGAUGGCUGCAAAAAAUGAGUCACUCACAUUUGAUUUUAGGAUGUGAAUCACAGAUCAGACAGAACAUCCAAUUGCCUGUAGACUUAAAUUUAAUUUGCAGUCUUGGAAAGGAACCAUCAUUUAAUAUGUGCAUAUCUCUUCUUUUAACUGUGGACUCUUUCUCUUUAGAAAUCUCUCACCUCUUCUUUUCAAAAGAAAAUGACUGGGGAUUUAGUCACUUUGUACCAUGGAAUGUAAGUCAUUUUACCACUCUGAUCUAAACUCAUGUAUGCUAAAUGGUUGUUUGUAUUUAGCCAUCCAUGCACCUGUAGGUGCCCAUCUUAUAUUACAUCUGUAUGACUUUCAUGGGUGGACUGUAAAUCUUCAACAGUUGCGGGAAGGAAUGAGACAGGGGGUGGGGUAGGGGUUAUUACAAAGCUAACCUUUGGAUGGAGGAGGGGGGGGUCUGAAGGGGGCAUUUCAACUAUGAAUCCAGAAAUGACUCAAUAUCUAGUGUGUUACAUGUGCACUCAAAAUUUGUGGAGAGUUUUGUAUUCUGUGAUCUGUUGAUGUAUUCCAUUGUCUGGUUUUUUAUAAUGCAGCUGUUUUACAGGUUUAAAAAUACAGAGACAGGGAAAAAAUAAGAAAUUAACUCACAUUUUGUUAUCUUCAUGAAAUGCUGGUCAUCAAGUUAUCAAGAUCCAGCUUCAUCCUGCAAGCUGACACCACAUGAGCAAAAUUAUUUAUCAUUCAAUAUCUUGUAUUUAGGAGGCAUGAAUAUUAUUAUGAUGUUAAUUUGUUCUACUUCAUAAUUAUGCUAAAACAUUUUCCUUAGUUAGCUUGACAGAUGUUUCUCAAUGAUUUCAAAAUUUUUUAGUUUCCUUUUUUUCGGUUGUUAUAUGAAAGCAUACAACAGGUGUAGUUGUUUAGAAGUUAUCUCAGGGCUCCUUUGAUGAAGUCUUCAAAAGACAAAGCUAUUACUCUUAAAUAUUUUUACAGUCUACUAUUUAUUUAUUUUCAUGCAGGAUGCUCUUGAUCCUAACAAAGGUUUUAUCAAAGAUGACUCUAUCAUCCUAGAAGUACAUGUAGCAGCAGAAGCUCCUCACGGAGUUGCGUAAGUCUCGUAGAUGCUAUACUCUUUUCUGCUUCAGCUUUCUAAAGGUAUUACUGGAGCAGACAAAAUAGUUUAAGCCUUAAAAUCUCAUGGAUAACCAAGACAUACAUGUGCUUCCUCUUUACAACAUCAAAACAAUAUUAAGCAGACAAUAAGAGUAAAGAAAAGAAAAAUAUAAAUUGGGAGACUAUUAGUUGAUCCAAUAACAAAUUCUCUGAAGAGACAUAAUAAGAACUGUAUAACAGUAAGGAGACUUGCGGAUAAUAUCUUAGGAAUGAUAGAGUUUAAACAAGUAGCACAUCAACAAUACAGAUAUGUUGUUAAGUACCUUCUAAAUUACUUGUUGGGAUUAAGAGAAAAUGCAAAAGGUUUAAAAUACUUCCAAGCCAUUAUAGUGGAAGUCAUUUGUGUCAAGUGGAGCAGUAUUCAUAAAAAUUAAACACAGCAGCUGUUUACACAUGUGCACAACUGUAUGUAUAGGGACAUGUAUGUGCUGGGGUAAGCUUUCUAGAAAGACCAUCCUCAAUGAAUGGUAUCUUCUUUGAUGCUAUCAGAAUUUGAGAUGACAAAGCAUUUUGAAAGUAGUGUUGAAAUAUCAGGAAAGUGUUUGUAUUGAUCAGGUGUACCAACAGCUUAAUUAGUAUGGUGUAAAAAAGUUUGUCAGAGUGCAGGGUUUGAAUUUGUUAAUUGGAGAAAUGUUUCUUUCUAGGUGGGAUUCAAAGAAACAUACUGGUUAUGUUGGACUGAAGAAUCAAGGGGCAACAUGCUACAUGAACUCUUUGCUACAAACUUUAUAUUUUACGAAUAAACUAAGAAAGGUAAGAGAAUAAAAUUCCUUACUGCAUAUGAAGCUUUUCCAUAAUGACAAACAGUAUCCUUCCUCUCAGCCUCUGCUUUUCACAAGGAUAAAACAGUCUUUUUGUGCUUCAUGAAAACUGUUCAUCUUAAAUAUUCCUUUGUGGUAUUCAUAUGGAAGUAUUACUCAUUUGUAUGUACCAGCAGUUCCAUUUUGAGUGUUGUUGUCUGCCAUUUUGUAGUCUAGAUACACGACAAACAGACAUAUGCCAAAAUGGGAAAAAAGCAAGUCAUGAUAUGUUUGUGACUACGUGGGCAAUUUAAAUGUGUUUGCAAAAUAUCUUUGCAGGCUGUCUAUCAAAUGCCCACAGAGAAUGACGACCCAAAUAGAAGUGUGGCUUUUGCCCUUCAAAGAACUUUCUAUGAGCUACAAAACAGGUCAGUCUUGAAAAGGAACUUCACGUUCCCUCGUGUUUCAGACUUCCUUUUUAGGAGCUUAGAUUGUGCGGAAAGGCACUUCCUGCUAUUCACACUAGCAAAACAGGUUAAGUAAGUUUUAACUUACUGUAUAUUUUCAUUGUGCUAAAUUUGAAGUUGACAAAGAUCAGUGUAAGCAGCUUCUAUCAAGAAAGCAAUUUCAAACUGAGUUUGAUAAAACAGCUUUAAAACAUGUUUUGAUGUGAAUGGGGUAUAAGUUGUGAUUGUCAUGUUGGUACUAGUAAUAUUUUAUUAUAAGAAGUGGCUCUUUUGGUGCAUUGAGAUGUCUUCUAUAUUUCACACAUACGACAUACAAAGUAGCCUUUGUGUAAUGGUCUGCAUUUUCUAACUUUUAUCUGUAAAUGUGACUUUUUAUUUUCACAAUAGUGAUAAAGCAGUUGGCACAAAGAAGUUAACCCGAUCAUUUGGGUAAGUGUAUUACAGACAUAUUUGUAUCCUUGAAUUAAUUUUAAUACUGUUUAACCUAAAAUUACAUAGUUUGCUGCUGACUUUGGCUAUUGAUUUUACAUGUAAAAUCUUAACAUUUUUUAGAAGUUACCUUUGGAUGUUUGAUAUUACAUGUAGCAAGAUUAAAUAGAUACAUAAACAUCCAGAGGAUUGUUUCACUGACCAAGGAAUGUGUGACUGUUUUUCCCCUCUUAGGUGGGAGACACUGGACAGCUUUAUGCAGCAUGAUGUUCAAGAAUUGUGUCGAGUGGUAAGACUGUGAUUAAGUACUGGCCCUGGUUAUUUGAAGUGUAGAUAACACUAUCCACUUGAUGAAAUACUAUCCAACAGAUAUUGUAGUCUGGUAAUUAUUAAAAUCACACUUAUCCACUGGAUUAUGAUUUAUCUGGUGGAUAAUGCUAUUUCACAACCAAGCCUGAAGUAUAACAGUAGUCAAUAACUAUAUGUACAAGCUGAGCUGAACCUCGUUUAUGGUAAACAUUAAGUGGCGAUCUCUGCAAGAGCAGUCCAAGGAAUUUUGCAUCAGAAAAAAGUUUUCCCUCAAACUUUGCCCAUUAAAAUAUCUUUGGCAGUAAGUAAAUAAAACCACAUUGGUUUCUAGAAAUACCAUAAAAAAAUGUUUUGAGAGCUCUCAAUAAUCAACUUUUUUGACCUCUUGCAACUUUGAAAAUUUCAAAAGUUGACAAGGUGGCUCCUUGUAACACACUACAUGUAGCAAGACAUGUGUAUUCCUAAAUUGUGUGAUAUAUAAGGGGUUUGGAAAGCAUUUCAAUUUUGAUAUGUGUCUAUUCAGAAGUUUGCCAUAAUUUAUUUAAAAACACCCGUUAGAGGGCUUUCUGAAAUUCCUUGGGUGACCAUUAAAAGCAGCAGUUGAUUUCUUCUAAUAGGAUGUUAAAAGCAUAGAAAUGUAGAAACAUCUUGCACCUAUUAAUUUCCUUUGCUUUAAUGACUUCAAACUUUUGGUGAUUUUGCUAGGAUGACAGCAGAAUUAUGCAUUCCAUUCCAUUUGUGUUUUGUCUCACUAACUGAUAAAGAUGAGUAAAGGAAAAAAUGAAGCAUGGUGUAGUUGUCUUUCUUAGAAGAAUCCAAAAUGAUUUUUUUAAAUUACAAUUUAGCUUCAUGAAGUGUUUCAAACAUUUGUUUUACACAACCUUUUUGCAGUUACUGGAUAACAUGGAAAGCAAAAUGAAGGGAACUUGUGUUGAGGUGAGAUGUAAAUCUACUUUGAUGUCUAUCAACGUGCCAUCAAUUGACAAAAAAGUUUACAGGUCUGUAAUAUAUGGCUAUAGUCCUUUUAAUUGCUGGAGUGAGCAGGAUGUACAGAAGGAUGUGCAAACAAAAAUAUCAUCAACUAAUCUUUGUUCUGUUUUUGUAGGGCACAAUUCCAAGAUUGUUAGAAGGAAAAAUGCUGGUAUGUAUAGUAGUGUCAUGGUGAACAAAGUGGUUUUUUUUUAGUUGUAAGAUCUUGUACUUGUACUUUAAGAUAUUACAGCUCCACCUUACCCUAAAGUACUUAAAGACUAAUGAACUUUGAUUUAUAGCCAGAUAGUUGAUCUGAAGUAAUGUAUGAACCUGGCACAAUUUAAUUGAGUUUUUGUUUUUUUCACUCAGUCAUAUAUCAAGUGUACAAAUGUGGACUAUGUGUCACAGAGGUGGGUUGUUUAAAACAUACUCCUUCAUAGUAGGUUAUCAAUGGUAGCUUCAAGUGUUCUAGUGUUGUCUCAUUCAGCAGUACCCUUGCAUUUAAUAAACUAUUUCUUCAUAUUAUACAUGUUAAUGUCCAGACACAUACACUGCAGACUGGCUUGUGAUUUAUAAUAUUUAUUAUGGUUCAGUUUGGUCUUUGAAAAGCCCUCAUAUUUUCUUUGCACUGUCAGACUUAAAUUUUGUGUGUACAUAUAUUAUGAAUUUUGUUUUAAAAUGUAAGUUAGGUUGCAAAUUACUAUUGAUGGUUACUUAUAUUUCAAUAUUGAUAUUUUACCUAACUCUAGUAAUGAUACUGAUUCUGAUUUCAGAGAAGAGCCAUUCUAUGAUAUUCAACUGAAUGUUAAAGGCAAGAAAGACAGUAAGUUUUGGCUGGUUACAUGCAUAUUGAAUAGUAUAUAAUGAAAUAAAAUUUAAAGAAAUAGUAAAUGUAUAUAAAAUAAUGGACCUCGCUCACUGUGGAGUCUCUGUGGCUCAGUGGUAGAGUAUCAGAGUGCAGAAUCCAAAGGUCUGAGGUUCGAUUCCUCAUGGGGACUCAGAAUUUUUUCUUUGUCCCACACUCGUGACGAGAUGAAAAGCAUCUUUCUCUUUGUAUAUUAAAUGUUGUUAUUUUUGCAACAAUGCCAUCAUGGACAAGUGGCAUGUUAGUCAUUGUUUUUAUGGGCAAGAUGCCUCACUCUUAAAGUUUCUUGCUUCACCUAGGAGUGUUAAGGUGUAGUGGUAAACUCCUAGAAAAUCCUGACAAAAUGCUAGGGAGAGGAGGGCAGGGGGUGGGGGUAACCUUUAAUGAACAGGUAUCCCAUUCAGGUGUAGAUACAAUACUCCUAGUCCCAUCAUGUCCUAGUCCCAUCAUGUCCUUGUCCCAUCAUGUCUGAGUCCCAUCAUGUCCUAGUCCCAUCAUGUCCUAGUCCCAUCAUGUCCUAGUCCCAUCAUGUCCUAGUCCCAUCAUGUCCUAGUCCCAUCAUGUCCUAGUCCCAUCAUGUCCUAGUCCCAUCAUGUCCUAGUCCCAUCAUGUCCUAGUCCCAUCAUAUAAUAAACCCUGAGAUAUGUCAUGGCGCUUGGGGUUUCUUGGCUUGAGAUCAGACUUUACCUUACAAACUUAUGCCAUGGUUUCAUUGUCAUAUCAUUUCAGUUUAUGAGUCAUUCAAAGAGUACAUUGCUGUGGAAACUUUGGAUGGAGAUAACAAAUAUGAUGCUGGGGAAUAUGGUCUUCAGGUGUUUGUCUUACUGGAUAAAAUAUUUUUAUUCUGAGUUUGUUGUGUUUUGCUUUGUAUACCUUUCAUAUGCUUCACCUCUGAAUUUGAUUUCAUCCUCUUUUAUCAGGAAGCUAAAAAGGGGGUAAUUUUUGCAAAAUUGCCUCCUGUUCUCCAUCUUCAGUUAAUGAGAUUUCAGUAUGACCCAAUGACAGACACAAAUGUUAAAAUAAAUGACAGGUUUGUCCAAGAAUUGUAAUACUUGAACAGAAUUACUGUGACUAAUUCAUCUUUGAUAAAGGAUUGUCUGUGGUCAUCACACAUAAUUAAUUGUGGUACACACCAUAUAUGUAGCCUUUCUGUUAAGAUUUGCCAAUUAGCAAGACCAGUCCUAUCAGUUUUGCUGACAAAUUUGGAUCAUUUCCCCCCUGGAUCAGUGCUCCAACUUCAAAGUUUUUUAAGUUAUUAUUUGGGAACUGAAAAUCAGGAAAUGGUUGCUAGAAACGAAAUUUAAUCCUCAGUGGCCAGGAAUCACUUAUUUAAGGCCCACAUGACAUCUCAAGACACUUGCAAAACCAAGGAGAGAGGCACAUUUACUGAGCACUAAUGAUAUUAAUGCAAAUGUUUAUCUCACUUGAACUUUAGAUCAUGGUAGUUAGAGAAUGAAAGCAUUGCAGCUUGCUACUUGACUGCGAAGCACAGGUUACCAAUUUAAGGACUUUUGCUUAAAAUUUGAUCACCAAAGUUUUUUGCUAAUGGCCAUGAUACCAAACCAAACUUGGAGCACUAUUCAUUGUUUUUAAAAAAAUGGCACUUUUAAGCUUUAAAUUUUAGGCUUAGUGAGUAGAUCAGUUUCUUAUUCCUCAGGCUAUUAUUUUCUUGUUUAAACAAAGCUAUAACUGCAUUUGAUUUUUUCUAGGUGUGAAUUUAUGGAGAAGCUUGAUUUAAACCAAUUUCUUCAAGAUCCUGAAGAGCACCCAGGACAGUAUACAUUACAUGCUGUUCUUGUACAUAGUGGUAAAUCCAUUUUACAUUUAAUUCUUAAGGGUGAAAGAGCUUUCUUUUCAGCACAGUUGUAUACCUUUCCAGUGAAGUUAAAAUCUCCAAUUUGUCAAGUACACAUUCAUUUAGAUAGCUUGUUGCUGUAAAUAGUUUGUAAAUAGAAAAUGUUCAUAUUCAAUCUGGUAGUGGAACAAAGAAAGAUUUUACCAUGGGGGGUGGAACAAAGGAAAAGAUCUGUAUCUCUAAUGAGGAAUUGAACAACCAGACUAAGCGACAAGAAAAGUGUGGGUGUGCCAGGCCCUAAACUUGGUUCAGAUACUGUACUUCAAGUUUCCUGCUUGCAGCAAAGAUCAGAAAUGUUGAGACUUGGUACUUAUAGACCCUGUAUGCCUACCUCACCAACUACUUUUCUGUAACUCAGUGGCAAAGCUUGGUACAGCAAAAUCAGAAGAGGGGGAAGGGUUGAAUUGCUUGUUAGGGACUCAUAUUUUAUUUUCUUUGUCACACCUUUAUGCCAAAAAUCAGUUUAAAUGUGCACCUGUUAAAUUAACUCUUGAGAUGUAAUAUUUCAGGUACUUCAAAAAAAGGUAAUUUAAACCACACAAGGGCCCCAAAGGGUGAAAGAAAGUGUUUUCACCUUCACUGUUUUGUUGUUAUAUCUCAUCAGUUCUUAACUUUUAGAAAUUUGUAUUUUUAGGAGAUAACCAUGGUGGACAUUAUGUUGUGUACAUUAACCCCAACGGUGAUGGAAGGGUAUGACUCAUAGUCUCUGUUUUUGUUAUUUUCAUCAUUGGUUGCCAAUGAGAGCUGGGCAGACAACUGGGGAUGUUAAAUCUUAACAGUGGCUUGUAGGACCCUACCAUGAUCCGCAGUAUUUUAGUGCGUUGUUUAUGUCUCAAUUUGUACCUCUAGCAGGGCUGGGAACAGAUGGUUAAUUGCAAAAAACAAGCAUGGCUGUGAUUUCAAACUUUGAGUAUAUUUUGUGUCCCAGUUCACACUGGUGAUAGUUUUGAUCAUAUGGAAAUACAUGUAAUACCCAUGAGAGGUUAUAAAAUCAUAUAAACAUUUGGACAAGGGUAGACUUUUCAGUGGUGUUAAUAGUGGUUUCAGUUGCCCAUGAUACAAGAGAAUGCAAGUGAUGUUCAAAGACAAUUUUUGUUGUUUAGAACAUUUAAAGGUUACUUUGGGGCAUAGAGUUCUGGCUGUAUGCUGUAUACAUGACUUUGUAUACAUUUUAGUUUGGGGUGUCAAAUGUUUUCCUUAUUUAAUGACCAUUAAAUCACACUACUCCUUUAAUUUUCAGUGGUGCAAGUUUGAUGACGAUGUUGUGUCACUGGUAAGUUCUGGAUAUGGAUAUGGAUAUGGAAUAACCAAAUCCAAACUGUAAAAAAAAAAGGUUCAUAGAGGGAACUUUAUGCAGAGAUACAUAUCUUAAUUCUUGAGCAGUGUUCUUUAAACAUUUGUGUGUUGUUUUAGAGCUAGCAUUUAUAUUUUUUCCUAAUUCAAAGCCAUCAUUAAUUAUUGCAGGCUACUAAAAAAGAAGCAAUUGACAAUAACUUUGGAGGAUACGAGGUAGGCAGAUUUACUUUAAAUUUCUUAUUUUAGCUUCACCACACAACAGACAGGUCAAAUAUUGAACUAUUAGGUUUAUUUUGCACUGUUUGACCAAGCACCAACUCAAAGAAUAUCAAGAAGACCCUAUGUAUACAAUCCACGUAUGAUGCAGAAUCAUCACAUUAGCAGUAAUCACUGUCACUGUGCAUUCAAAUCAAAUAACUGGAGAGCUGAGCAACCACUUACAAUCACUGUGGUUAAAACGGUGACCAGAAAAAACCUGUGGAAGAAAACCCCAGUGGGGGAAAGAGACAGGCUGGCAGUCUAAAGCCAGAAACUACAUUUGAUACUAAGAUGUCCAAAUUGACUCUAGUAUAAUUCAGUAGACGAAGACGCACUUGAUUUUACACAUAAUUAAACAGUUAUGAUCAGAUUAUUCCUUGGUGCACAGCAUUCUUAGACCAUUCAGUUCUUGUGUGUGGUGGAAAUUGACCGAGCCAAUGUUUUGUUACAGGAUGACAUUACAGUAAAGCAUUGUACGAACGCGUAUAUGUUGGUUUACAUCAGGGAUAAUGAAAUGAGUAAGUAGCCAUUUCCACCUUACGUGUUUAAUGAUGACUUACAUUUGAUGAGCUUUGGUGUAGGUCAGAAAAAACUGGCACUAAUAAACGAACUUGAGGCCAACAGUUAAAUUUGUGGAGAGAAAUAUUGUGAGAAAGCUUCCCUGCUAGGAACUUGUUAAAAUAAUUAAAACUCAAACAAAACAAGUUCAUGCAUUAAAUAAAAAAACUUGUCUCAUACUUUGGAGAAAAAUUAAUUCCCAGUAGCAAGUGUCAAAAGUUUUAGCUUGAUGAGCAGAACUACGUUUAUUGACUCAAAUCCACAUUUACUGAUUGUGGUCCUGUCAAAUAAAGACAGUUUCUAAUAUCUUCCAGUUAGUACGUGCGCUAUGAUUGAUCAAUUAGGCCGGUCUUAGGUCACGGAAUUAAAAUCUUUCCCCUCUAUUUGACCCUAGAGAUAUGAUAAAUACAUUGCUAUCCCCGUUUUCUCGGUCCGUACUGUAAGUUACGGAACCUCGUUUUUUUCAGCUCAGAUUUAUGGCUUCGCGCUCGGGCCUCGAACUCGGUUGGUAGAGGUAUAUACAAACAGUUUCUGGCAAACCUAUAACUAAUGCUCAUGUUGGGAUAUUCUGAUGAACUUCCUUCUUUGAUUGAAAGAAGAGUGUCGAUGGCACUAUGUGGUGAAUAAUAUUGUACUUUUUAUUUUUCACAGAGGAUAUUCUUGAAGAUGUAGAUGAGUGUACAAUUCCUGAUACACUAGUACAAAGACUACAGGAAGAGAAGUAAGAAAACAGCUUAAGUAAAGUUUUUGGUUUUUAAAAUGAUAAAAUGAUCGUUGAUUAAUGAAGGUGCUCUGCGGCUGAAAAUUAUGAAAUUUUAGGGUUAGUAAACAAAUUUCUGUCAAUAAAUGAAAACGUUAUUAUUGACUUGCAGGAGACUUGAAGCACAGAGAAGGAAGGAGAGACAAGAAGCACAUUUGUACAUGACAGUGGAUGUAGGUUUAUUACCAAACUUAUUUCAAAUUUGACGACGGAGAGAGAAAAUUUUUGUAUAAUCUAAUAAAUCUCCGUUUUAAGUAAAUAACAUCCCUAUAGAACUAUUUUGUGGCUUACAUACCCACACAGCUAUUGCUCUAUUAUAAUUACCGUAGUCUGUAUAAUAGAUGUGACAUGUGUGCUCGUCUAAUGCAAGCUGAUGUAAGCUCGAGACAAGUGCGUUGUGUGGGUCACGUGUCCUUCCUUCGUUUCGCGCGUGAUUCGCCCUUUGCACACGCCUCGCGUUUACCUCCACUAAACUCUGAUGGCAUGAAAAAAGGCCCAAAUACAACACCUGGGUAUAAAUAUCUUGUAUGUGAGGUUAACUUCUACUUCUUUAUUGUUCAGAUUGUGACUGAAGACCAAUUUGCGGGACACCAGGGACCUGAUCUUUUUGAUCCAGAGAAAACCAAAAUAAAGUGAGUGUCGAUAGCAUGCAAUAAGUUCUUAAACAGAAGGAGUACAUUGUAAAUCGUUGGAUCAUUUCCUCCCCUUACCUCCCCUUGGUUGCCCAUUGCAGUCUACCUCUAAAUGAUAUCCACUUGAAUCUGUUUGAAAAGAACCAUUUCAGAAGAUUUAGUGUCGUGCUAAGUAAGAACUGACCUACAACUCCAUCCAUGAAGAGUUCGUUUAUGAGACAAUUGUUUCAACGUUUUUUUCUCCCUCUGUAGGAGUUUCAAAGUUCUAAAAUCAAAGAAACUUCACGAAGUUUUGGCUAUUCUUGCUGAUGGUCUGGUAAGAAAUUCAACUUGUUGAAUUAAUCAUAUUGUCCAUUUUGGCGCAAACUCUGCUCAUUUUCUAAAUUUUCAGUUUUUCUCAAAUGAUUCUUUCAUUGAAAUACGUUUUUUCUCAUCAGUAGAUCAGUUUUGAAUGAGUACUCUGCGGCAAAAGAAUUUGCUUAAAGUACGCAACGUAACGUGAACUUAUUUUAAAGAGUUGUCUCCUAAACUAUUGUGCGUUUGUAGCAUGUUUUCGUGGUCGAGUGUUUCUUAUCGUUGUAACAGGUCAAGUUUCUUUAUACCCAAACUACCUUGUAUAACCUUGUCUUUUCGCCUUACAGGGAUACCCAGUGAAUCAAAUUAGACCGUGGCCACUUCAGCCGAGAAGUAACGGCACAACAAGGCCCAGUUUAUUUGACAUAGAAGGAAGUUUGGAUAAAACGGUAAUUUGGUUAAGCUACAGUUUCUUAGCUGCCAUAAUUACAUUUCAUUUUGAAAUUUUAACAAAUCCUGAGUAGAUAUUUAACCGAGUGUUCCUUUUUCGUUCUUUCGAAGUUGGGCCAAAUUGUGGACGGAUCACAGUGGUGUGUAUUCCUAGAAACAAUUGAUCCUGGUAAGAAUAUUUAUCUAUUGUAUAGCCUGACGUUUAGCUUUUAAAACGUAACUCCCUGACUCGUUUUAGAUGGUGAAUUAUACAGCAAUCAUUCAAUGUUGGGUCGCGUGAGAUUUUUUCAUAGGAGCGUCUCACGGUAUAAUUAGGAAUUCAGUUUAGAUCAAUGGCGAUUCUAUACAAUUGAUCCGUCGUUAUCAACGCAUUUGACCUGUUGAUAUUAACUCAUUCUAUUCUGUUCUUGUAGAAGAAGGAAAAGUGUCACUACCAGUCUUUGAUAAGACAAGUAAGUUGUUUUUUAUUACAACUGUCUAGAUGGCAUAAUGUAGCUGCAACAUUUUCCACUUUCAUAAAAAUUUCUUUUUAAUGUCGCUCUUUUAGUAAAAUGUUUUGCUUUCUUUCGAACGAAUACUGUAAAUCAUCACCCAAACUUGUAGUAACGAAAUUUCAGAUUAUGUCAUAUCGAAUCAGGUUGAUUAGAUAUUAGUAAGUCAUUUUUUGUUUCUUAUUUUUCCUGCUGCAGAUGACGUCCUGUUAUUCUUCAAACAUUAUGACCCAGUACAAAAGACUCUAUCCUGUGUGUGUCAUCUUUACACUCCUUUGUCAACAAAAUUUGGUAAGAAAAUUGUUGUCAACUUGCUUAUCGGGUUUUGGCCGUGUAUUGAACUUGAGGAGGUGGGGAAGAGAAGGAGUCGUUUUCAUCAGCCUGGACAGGAAUUGAUUACUCAGGCUUAUUGGUUCUUAUUAAUAACGAAAUGUUCUUUUAAAAGAUGGUCGCUUUAUUGGCCAAUUGAUUUACAACAAGCGUCCUCAGACUAUAGAACUCUGAAUUGCAUUCAUAAACAAUGUGCGAUCUCGUCGAAAACACUUGUUUUUGCUUUGACAUGUGCAACGUUCUCAUCUUUCCCCGGCAUCUAACCCUAUAGAAGGCCUCCUUUGUCAAGGUAUCACCCUAUUGUCGUUUGCAAUACUUAACUGAUCCUGUUUUGUUCUUCUCAGUGGAUCUCAUUCCUAUGUUAAGUGAGAAAGCUGGGUUACCGCCUGGAACACCAAUAGCCAUGUUUGAGGUGAGAGUGCUCGGCUUGUUUUUACCUCUGUAUUCGUUGUUUUUUUUUUCUAAACCAUAGACCGGAUUCCUGAUUCUAUGGGCCUUUUUUGUAGGAAGUGAAAACAACUUACGUGGAGCAAAUCAAGGACCUAAAUGUCUCGUUUGAACGGGUAUGUGUUCCCGAGCUUAUACAAAUUCUUUUUUUUCUGCCUUUUGGGAGAGCUGAAGAGCGAAAGUCAUUACCUUAUUGCGCCUUCUGUGAAAAUAACAUAUCAAUUAUACUACAUAUUUAUCAUUAUUUUGAUAUCGUCACUUUCUUUUUUUCAACAGGGAGUGGAGGAACUCAUGGAUGGCGACAUCAUCUGUUUCCAAAGGUAUGCAGGUGUUGGUAUAAAAUGGAACAAUGGCAAAAUACUUCUCUUUAAUUGCAAAAUUUUUAAUAUUACUACUGUUGCGUCAUGUUUAGAUCUGAACCUGAUUUGCUAAGCGCAAGUGAAUUACCCACAGUAGCAGACUAUUUCAGGUAGGGUGUUGCCGUGGUGUUCAAAGUAAUUUUUGAAACGUUGAAAAUAGUAUAGAGAACAUCUUUUGAAGUAGUGUUCGGAAAUAUUGGUCGAAGGUACUGAAAUAGUGUUCUUUUCCAUUGUUUUCCAGGGAUCUUCACAAUAGAGUGGAAGUCAUAUUUUGUGACAAGAACAUUGUAAAUGACCCUGGCUUUAGUGUGACACUCUCGAUAAGAAUGAACUAUAUGCAGGUCAGUAUGAUUUGUUGAUUUGACUACUUAAAAGAAAUCGGACUGUGCAUCGAUUUGCCCGUCUAGAGAAAAAAAGCACUACAUGCCAAAACAUGUAUGGGUACUUUGAGACCCCAAACAUUAUCCAAACAAGUGACAAGUUCGCUCUUGGAGGCAAACACAUGCACUCAAACUUCCUUUUUCUCGGUCGUCACUCGAUUAAUUCUCCAGGCAAAAGAUUUUUACAGGCAUUCGUAUAAUAUAUGAGUUAUAGAAAUUGACAUGAAAUUGCCUUCCUGUAUGUUGUAUUUAACCAGUCUGCAAAUAAACGAUCCUUUUGAUCGAAAUUCGUCUCGUUGAAGUGAACACACGGUUCUUUCCAGCUUUGUAGAUAAUGUAGUUUUACAACUAUUUCUGCGAAAAUCUUCCGUACGGACCGCCUUCUUGAGUUGACAGAGAAAACAAAUCUUCCUAAGAAUCGCGCGCGAGCAUUCGAGAAAAUACUUACUUGAUUAUAGUCGUCGACCCUCGAACCGCCUUGGACUGAGGUGUAAGGAAGUGUUUUGUGUUUACUUAAUGUAUACCGUAUUGAACAUAGUUACAUAAUUCCCUUACUUCAUACACUUGAUGAGGUCACUAAACAAUGGGUUGUCUGUGCGUUUCUUGUCAGGUUGCCAAGGCUGUGGCAGCAAACCUAGAGGUUGAUCCAAUGAUGUUGCAAUUUUUCAAAGGACAGGCGUAAGUUGAUCCAAUGAUGUUGCAAUUUUUCAAAGGACAGGCGUAAGUUACUGUGACUUGAGUAAGGACCUUCAGCAAACCACGACGGCAACGAGGACGUGGGGAAACAAAAGAGCUAAUGACUAGAGCUAUAACCUAGCUCGUGAAUUUCAAUUUAUGUUCUGACAUUUCUAAAUCGUCCUGCCAAACAACGACGUGAAAUCACCAAAAUUUACGUGGUCCGACAACGGAAACCGCGAUGGCAAAUUAUUUAAGUUCAAAUCUGGAACUUAACCCUGAUCAUUAAUGUCAUGCUGAAGUUGAGGUGUGGCGCCGUAAGAGACGGUAAACUUUCAACCUUUCGCGAAAUUCUGACUGUGAAUUUAAAUUAAUUUUUUAAUCGACGUUUCCUCGACGUUGUCGUCCUGACUGCUUAUUUAAGGUCCCCCUACUAUCCUUUUUUUUUUUUUUUUUUUUUUUUUUUCACGGUGUUUUGUUUCCAGUUCACGCCAAUUUAUCUUAUGUCUCUCAGAUAUCGCGACGCACCAGGGAGUGCGCUAAGAUGUACAUAUGAAGGAACUUUGCGGGAUCUUUUGAUUUACUAUAAACCACGGGGACCAAAGAAACUCUACUACCAAAUACUAAGCAUACCUAUCGACCAACUCGAAAACAAGAGACAAUUCAAAUGUAUUUGGGUUGCCAACCAGUUCAAAGAAGAGAGAGAACUCGCUCUCUUUCCAAAUAAAGAUGGAACGGUGGCAGACCUUCUCAACGAAGCUCGGGAACAAGUUGAUUUACAGCCGAAUGGAACGGGGAAACUUCGGCUUCUAGAGAUUAUUAGCUCCAAAGUGUUUAACAUUGUUAACAAUGACGUUCCGCUGGAACAUCUCGCCACCCAGUCACAAAGAACGUUUAGAAUAGAGGUAACGUAUGUGAUGUUCCAAGGAGGAUUGAAAAUGUUGAAAACGGUCUUUUAGAUUUUAGUCAGACAUGAAGUCUUUACGACUAAUUAACGUUCAAAGCAAUUUUCAUAAGGUAUCCAUUCUUAUGUAUCAUUAAAGUGCAAUUUUUGCCACUUUUGAGAGGUGUGUGGGAACCAGUCACAAAUUAAGUUUAUUAUUUUUUCUUUUUCUCAGUUUUUUUUGCCGCCAACCUCUGUUUGCCAUCUUGGUGUAGUUUACUCUCUCAACGCUGUACACAGGCUCUUUCUUUGGAGACUAUAUAGUAAAGGAAAUUCAUUUCAAGCUUAUCUGUAGAUUUACUCUGUUUUUCUUUGUUGUUGUUUUUCAUUGUUGUUGUUGUUGUUUUUUUUCAGGAAGUCCCCGAAGAUGAAGUAGAACUAGCAAAUGAUGAAAUUUUAGUUCCUGUGGCUCACUUUAAUAAGGUAGAACCUUUUAAAUCGUGCUUUGGUGUUACUAUGUGAUUUGUUAUCGCCAAAAAUAUGUUAUUUUGUGGCAAAUUUGUUUUCCUUUUCUGUUCUUAACAGGAAAUUUAUCAGACGUUUGGAACUCCAUUUUUACUUAGGAUAACUGAUGUAAGUACAUUCAGAUGAAAAGAGAGUAGCAUCAAACCAUGUCUGAUUGUCCGCCUGGUUGCCAUGUGAACUUUAACAUAGAGAAAUUCUUGUUGCACAAAUUGAUCUGAAGGUGUUAAAAAUACAUGCACACCUAACAAGGGUGAGGAGUUCGAUCCACUUGGAAUAAACCUGAAAGGUUUGAAAAAUCAGUAGAAACUGAGAAGAAUGAUGUCAACAGAAACUCAAGUCGAGAGUGAAUAGGUAAUUGGGUUACUUGUAAAGAAAAUGGUUAUUAGUUGUAGUUCGCGGAAAGGAAAAAAAACAUUAAAAAGCAGCUUGUCAGUAGAUUAGUGUGGCAUCCAUUCUGAAUGUGGCUGGUGUAGAAAGGAACCAGAUUACCUGUGUUUUCUAUUUGUACCACAAUUUCUAAACAAGAACACGUUCAUUUUAUUAACAGGGAGAACCCAUCAACAAGUUAAAAGAAAGAAUAAAAGAAAAGAUAGACAUUCAAGAAAAAGAAUUUGAAAAGGUAAUUUACAACCAAUACCAGUUGAAAGAAGGUUAACAAACAAGAUAGGCUAACAGGGUUCCAAACAGAUAGGCAAAGACAAAGAAAUGGUCAGACAGUCAGGCAGGCAGGUAGACAGACAGACAGGCAAAGAGGUAAGCAGGCAGGCAGACAGACAGACAGACCGUCAGGCAGGCAGGGAGGAAGGCAAACAAACAAACCGACAAACAGGCACACACAGAGACAGCCAGGCAGGGAGGUAGGCAGGCAGACAGGUGGACAGAUAAACAUGGAGACAGACAGACAGGCAGGGAGGUAGGCAGGCAGACAGGUGGACAGAUAAACAUGGAGACAGAGAGACAGAGAGACAGAGAGACAGACAGGCAAGGAGGUAGGCAGGCUGGCUGGCAGAUAGGAAGAUAGACAGAUAGACAGGAAGCCAGGCAGACAGGCAGGGAAUUGAGAAUAUGGACAAUAAGGUAGACAGUAUGAAAAUAGGUAGAAAGUCAGAAACAAAGACGAUCAGAUGUGCAGAUAUAGUCAGGAACAACCACAAAAAGCAGGCCGAUGAUAUAAUUUAUUACCCGCUUAUGUUUCAUGUUUUCCCGUAGGUUAAAUUCGCAGUUAUUCACAUGGGACGAGCGAUAUACCUCCCAGAAGGUAACUUCAUUAUUGUUGAUUCCUCUUCUGUUUUAAGAGUUCUUACGUCAUUCAUGCUUUUCUCGGUUUCCGUGUAUUUGUCUUGUUUCAGAAUCGGACAAAAUCGUCUCAGUGAAAGACUUUCUUCCGCAGACACCAGGUAAACACAACCGUUCGUUGCUCUAAAAAAUUGAAAGAAGUUUAAUAGAGUUGAGUGAACAAAAGAAUUUGCCGUCUGCAUAAUUUUAUUAAUGCCCGAGACGUCUACACAAUGCUGAUACUUGCACGACGCGUGUUACAUACACUAUGAACCUAGUUAUGGCCCUAGCUCACCGUAGAGAUCCCUCAUGGGCACUCAUAAUCUUGCCUUUGUUCCACGCUCGUGGUAAGACGAAAAGAACCUCUUUCUUUUACCUUUUCACCCCCAGUAUCUCAAUGUUGAUCAUCCAUACUGUUUUUCGUUCAUUUUGGAUUUCAUCAAACGUCUCCCUAGUUCAUAAUUCUUUCACUCCUCAUCACCUUUCGGCUUUAAAAUGUAUUAAAGUUGUGCAGAGAAAUAGGCUUUGUCACUUCAGGGAGUCAAAGGGUUCAACAGUUUCUUGUCUCUCACACAACUCUUUCGGAAGGAAUUCAUCUUUUCUUGGAAGUUACUUCAUCAGAACUCACGUUACUGUAUUUUAGUUUUCUAAUUCUGCCUUGGUGUAACAGAAUUAAGAAUAAUCCACUGGCCAAAGUCUUAAUUUUCUUAUAGGGUUGAAGGGAAAUGUUAGUAUAUUCUCUUAUUCUGCGAAUAAGAGAGAGUUUUAGCCACCAUAAAAGAGACUUAACUAAAUAUGUGUUGGUUUUUAGGCGCUCAGAGCAUGAGCAGACCGUGGCUGGGACUGGAUCAUCUCAACAAGGCUCCCAAGAGAUCACGGUAUAGCUUUCUUGAACGACCAAUCAAAAUCCACAACUAG
Molecule: messenger RNA, 20104 nt
Organism: Pocillopora meandrina
Lineage: Eukaryota; Metazoa; Cnidaria; Anthozoa; Scleractinia; Pocilloporidae
Source: the annotation of a GenBank genome assembly